This is a messenger RNA of Chara braunii, 2447 nucleotides long. Lineage: Eukaryota; Viridiplantae; Streptophyta; Charophyceae; Charales; Characeae. The record is from the annotation of a GenBank genome assembly.
CCGCUCGGUGUUACCUCCACGAAACAAGGCUCAGCAACAACGCCUCAGCAAGCGGAAGACUUCAACGGCAUCGAGUACAGCAAUGACAGUACCAGUGACCACCGCGAUUCUUCCCGCAUGCCCGGUCCAAGGGGCCGGUGAGCCGUUGGCAGCUUACCUUCAGCGGGUACAGGCAUUCACAGAUGCCGUGGCUACCGCAAAGGCACAAGAGGAGGCAGCAGAAACUGAACGUCAGCGGCUGGCGAAUGAGGCAACAGCCCAAGCUCAGCARACUGCUGAGGCUGACGCAGCGGCACGAGACCGACGGAAUGCCGCCAGCACGGAGUCCUUGAUCGCUUGUGAGCAUCAAUGGACAACGAUACUCCAAGGCGUGUUCUUUGUGCCUACGGAAACGCAGGCGGAGCCGACACAGGCGGAGGCAGAGAGAAGUAACCUGGCUACCGUGAUGUUGAACGUAAUGAGGGGAGUAAUGUGGAACAACAAACUACUGCAGGCACACCUGCACGCGCAACGACAGCAAAGACAACAGUACCAGCAAGACCUGGCCGCUGUAACGGCUGCCGUCCGCGACGCAGCAACGCAGCAGCAGCAACAGCAACAGCUGUUAAACUCUACCAUCACACGCAUCAACGGCAUUGAGGCCAACGCCUCAGCAGCGCCAGGCUGCACGACAGACGAGACGAAGCAGCUCAAUGGGCGCAUCGAUCAUGUCGUCAAACUCAUCGGCGAUACAGGUGUUUUCAAUGAGCCAGACACGAUCAGUAGCACGGUGGCCGCCAUCAAGACGGACAUCACCAAGCUGCAGACGAAACCGGACGCCGCUACGAAGACUUACAAGAUGCCGCACUUCGACAUCAGCAAGUUCGACGACUACAACAAGUCGGACGCCUUGACAUGGUGGCAACGCUUCCUCACGGAAGCAUCAUGCCGCACUGUCCCGGCGGACGACAUGAUGAAGGCGCUCUAUUUGCAACUGAUUGGAGGAGCGCAGGCAUGGAUGAACCAUCUGGCGGCUACCAACAAAUGCACCAUCGCCGAACUCCACACGCACAUCACGUGGAAAGAGUUCGAGAAGCUAUGGCUCACCCGGUUCAUGGUUCGCAACAUCGUGAAGGCAGCCAUGAACGAGGUGUACGCCUGCUCUCAAGUUUGCCACCGUAACAAGGGUCGAUCUCGAGUCCCCUUUGCCGAACUAAAACCGUUGCGGAUCCCUCGAGCACCGCGCCUCUCCAUUGCUAUGGACGUGACAGGCCCGUUCCCCCGUGAUCGCCACAGCCAUGACGGUAUUCUCACGGUCGUUGACCGUUUGAGCAAGUAUGCUCGCUUCCUUCCUUGCAAGUAUCAUGUUGCAGCACCCGAGCUCGCACGACUCUUGCACACCGGUUGGAUUACCAACCAGGGUGUUCCAGAAGACAUAGUGAGCGACCGAGAUACUCGCUUCAUGUCAACCUUUUGGACUUCCCUCAUGGCUGAGUCCGAUACGACAAUGAAGCCGAGCUCGGCUCGGCACCCGCAGACGGAUGGCCAGACGGAGCGAGCGCACCAGACCGCUCAGAUGAUGUUGCGUUCGCUCAUCCGUCCCGACCAGAAAGAUUGGGUUGACCGGCUUCCCGACAUCGAGUUCGCCUAUAACACUUCGGUGCACCCGGCGAUCUGCGUCACACCAUUCGAGCUACAUCAUGGUGGAGAGAAAGCACGGAUCUUCGCUGAUCUCCUGCUGCCACAGGCUGCCGACAUAGACGUCCCUUGCUCUCCCGCUUCCGUUCGGAAGUACCGGGACUUGCUGAUCAAAGCCCGCGCAAAUAUGCAAAAGGCUCAGAUCCGCAUGCAGCAGCAGGCUAACCGACGUCGACUUCCAUGUCCUUUCCGCGAGGGAGACCUCGUUUGGGUCCUCUCCGAGGAAUUUGCGCUCGAGCAGGACAUUUCGCGCAAAUUCCUUCCGAAAUGGUUCGGACCAUGGGAAGUCACUUCUGCCAUUGGAGACGACCCCGCAGGUCCUUCCUUCGUGAUCAACAUUCCACCGCACCUUACAGUGCAUUGGGUCUUCCACGCAUCGAAGCUGGCCAUCUACACUCCACCUUCAGUUGACGAGUUUCCCGGACGUCGAUCACAGGAUCCGCCUUCUAUGGACGGACAUCAGGGAGUGGACCGAGUCAUCACGCACCGCAAGUAUGGCAACAAGCCAAUGCAGUACAAAGUCACAUUCAAGCCAUGUGCGCUUGAGGACACUCGGUGGAUCUCUAGUGCAGACUUGCAGACUUCUGAACCCCUCAUCUUCGCCGACUAUGAGAAGACACGACUUGCCAAGGCAGCAGCUCGUCCCACCCGACCCAUCCCGGUAUCGGACAGACAACUCCGCCCUCGCAGGUAGCUCGGUCUUUUAAGAGGGGGAGUGUGUUACAUCUUCGACGCCACACGGGUCCUACCGGACCCGACAUAGGGGUAGA